GGAGACAUGCAUUCUACUGCUAUUAGCAUACAACAUUCUCCAUUCUGUGCGUCGCCAAGGCGGCAAUGGCGCAUACCAUGCAUCCCCUUUCCACAACACAAAACAAAAACAUCAUUCUGAAUAUCCCUCAAAAAUCUCCCGCUCUGAAGAAUAGCAGCAAUUUUUCUCUGGGAGCCAAAUGCGAGGCCAGGAGGGCAUUUCUGUGUGGCUUGAUUGCUGCUGGUGCUGGUGCAAUGCUGGGCCCUGACAUUGCUUCUGCUGCUUCUAAGAGGCGGUCGCCACCACCGGCGCCGACGGAGGAGAAGAAAGACCCCAACGUUAGCGGGGUGCAGGCUAAAGUGCUUGCUAGCAGGAAGAGGAAGGAAGCCAUGAAGGAAGCUGUGGCCAAGAUGAGGGAGAAAGGGAAGCCCGUCGAUAAGUGAAAGACUAGAUAAGAUAGCCUCAUUUUGGCUGGAGAACUAUAAUUUACGAAGUGAUAGAAUUAUUCACUUUCUGCGUACAGUUGACAAUAAAAAAAUGCUGAUGCAAUGUAACUAUGUGUAUCAGCUUCAUUGCUGUUGCGGUGCAUUUGUUUCAUGCGAGCUCAGACUGUAUGAAUCCAGUUUAAUAUUUAUAGUU
This is a messenger RNA of Phragmites australis (common reed), 618 nucleotides long. RefSeq lists its product as uncharacterized. The coding region runs from base 66 to 422 and encodes 118 amino acids. The record is from RefSeq and is a predicted model, not a curated record. The transcript is spliced from 2 exons. Lineage: Eukaryota; Viridiplantae; Streptophyta; Magnoliopsida; Poales; Poaceae.